AUGACCAUCACACAGACCGAGUACUUCUCCUUCGACCGGCCCAUCCGCAAGGUGGCCCUCGUCGGCGUCGGCGCGGCCGGCGCCACGGCCGUGCGCCACCUCCGCGACGCGGGGCUCGAGGUGCACGCGUACGAGCGGCAGGGCAAGGCCGGCGGCGUGUGGAACUGGCAGCCCGACGUCGCGCCGCCGCUGUCGGUGCCGACGCCUGCGCCGUCCGUCGGCGCGUUCACGCCCCUCUCGCCGCCGUCGACGCCGGGCUCCGAGGCCGAGGCGAAGGCUUCGACGCAUGCCAUCUCGGACGCAGACCGGCUCAAGUUCAACCCGCCCAACCCGGUCUACUGGAACCUGACGAACAAUGUGCCGACGACGGCCAUGGUGUACAAGGACUACCCCUACCCCGAGGGAACGCUCCCCAACGUCAAGCACUCUGUGCUCUCAGAGUACAUCAACGGCUACGUCAAGCACUUUGACCUCGCCAAGCACAUCUCGUUCUGGACCCGCGUCGAGGACAUUCGGCGGAUACCCGAGUCGGAGGGCUCGGCGCACCGGUGGCGCGUGACGCUGCACAAGGAGGAGCCAGUGGCGGAGGGCCAGGUUGCCGAGUCGUGGUGGACCGAGGACGUCGACGGCCUCAUCAUCGGAACAGGGCACUACAACGCGCCGUUCAUCCCCAACAUUGAAGGCGCCAAGGAGUGGGCCGAGACGUGGCCCGAGCAGGUGCUCCACUCAAACGGGUACCGCUACCCCGAGCCGUACGCCGGCAAGAAUGUGCUCAUCGUCGGCGCGGGCACGUCGGGCAUCGACAUUGCGCGCGACCUGACCGCCGCGGCCAAGAUCUACCUCGUCACAAAACCCAUCACGAGCGGGCCAGAGGACGCCAAGAAGAUGCGCCAGUUCCAGCGCUCGUUCCUGCCCGACAACACCGAGGGCGUGCCCGAGAUCAAGCGGUUCCUGCCGCCCAACAAGGACGAGGGCGUCGAGUCGGGCCGCGUCGAGCUCGUUGACGGGCGCGUGAUUGAGGGUGUGUCGCUGGUGCUGCUGUCCACGGGCUACCAAUACUCGAUCCCCUUCCUCCCCCAGUUCCACCACGACCCCGCCCUCGGCCCCAUCACCGACGAGCAGAAGUCGCAACUCCUCAUCACGGACGGCCGCGGCGUGCUCAACCUGCACCGGGACGUCUUCUUCAACGCCGACCCAACAAUCACCUUCAUCGGCCUGUCGGUCAACACGGCCGCGUUCAACUUCUUCGAGUACCAGGGCAUUGCGGUCUCGCGCGUGUUCAGCGGCAAGGCGCGCCUGCCGGCGCUGGACGAGCGGCUGCGCGUGUACGAGCGCCUGAUUGCCGAGAAGGGCGAGGGCAAGUACAGCCACUUCAUGGGCAAGGUCGGCGAGAUCAAGUAUGUGCGCGAGACGGUCUCGUGGCUCAACGCCGACGCCGACGUGCUCGGCGCGCCCCAUGUACAGGGGCACACGCAGGAGUGGCUCGCGAACAGCGACAAGAUCUACGAGACGUUUGCGCUCAAGUACAACAUCCCGAUCGAGCAGCUGCGCGCAGAGCGCGGCCUGCCCGAGAAGGGCUUUGCGCAGGAGGCGCUCGAGUUUGAGCAGCAGGCAAAAGACGUGCCCGGCGUCGCGGGCGUCACGGCCGCGCUGCAGCAGACGGCCAUCGUGGCCUAG
Molecule: messenger RNA, 1677 nt
Organism: Vanrija pseudolonga
Lineage: Eukaryota; Fungi; Basidiomycota; Tremellomycetes; Trichosporonales; Trichosporonaceae
Product: Flavin-containing monooxygenase ustF2
Exons: 4
Coding region: 1-1677 (558 amino acids)
Molecular function (GO): NADP binding; flavin adenine dinucleotide binding; N,N-dimethylaniline monooxygenase activity
Source: RefSeq, a predicted model, not a curated record